This is a messenger RNA of Bicyclus anynana (squinting bush brown), 1688 nucleotides long. RefSeq names its product angio-associated migratory cell protein. Bases 193 to 1404 code for a protein of 403 amino acids. The record is from RefSeq and is a predicted model, not a curated record. Gene Ontology annotation, molecular function: protein binding. The transcript is spliced from 4 exons. Lineage: Eukaryota; Metazoa; Arthropoda; Insecta; Lepidoptera; Nymphalidae.
CAACUCAUGUUUCAUCACAACAAAAACAUGUGUUUUUACUUUUUCUUAUUGCCACUUGAAAUUGAAAAUAACCUCUGACUUUAUUAAAUAUUCUUUAUAAAUUAUUAGUUCGUAUUCGUAGUCAAGUCUUGUGACUGGUGUUUAAAAAGACGGUAAUAAUAAUCGGCAGAGAAAGCUAAUAUAGUGCUGAAAAUGAGAGAUCGGCACCAGAACACACCUCCUUCAUCCAUAAAUGGUGACGAAAUUAUGGGUAUGGAAGACGACGAGGGCAUAAUUUUCGAAGAAUUGGAGGAGGUGGAGUUCACUGACGAAAUGUUAGAAGACGUCGACGAUCAAGAGGAAGAAGACGAGGAGAUGGAGAAGCCGGAAGACCUCGCUGCGGUUGUUUUUGAUAAACACAGCGGCUCCGUGUUCUGCUGUGACUUACACCCUAGUGGGAAAUACGCAGCGACCGGAGGCGAAGACGACAAAGCUUAUGUCUGGUCAACUAAUAAUGGGCAAAGUAUAAUGGAGUUCUCGGGCCAUAAGGAUUCCGUAAUCUUCGUUGGUUUUAGCUUUGAUGGUGCUUAUUUAGCAACAGUUGACAUGUCGGGGGUUAUAAAAGUUUGGAAAUGCAGGUUUGAUGAUAACCAACAAGAACCGUGGCCUGUUGCCUUCGAAUAUGAGGCUGAUGACCUCAGCUGGGCACUGUGGCACUUUGCCGCCAGAGUUCUUAUAUGUGGUUCAAUGACAGGGGACAUAUAUGUAUUCAAAAUACCCUCUGGUGAAACGAAAGUAUUGCAAGGCCACAAUAUUAGGACUGAAUGUGGGAAGAUGUUCCAUGAUGGUGUGAGACUAGCAUCAGGAUAUAAGGAUGGGUCUAUUAAAAUCUGGGACCUCAAAACUGGUACUGUACUACACCAUGUACCUCCAGGAACUCAUGAAGCUUGGAUCAAUGCUAUUGACAUACAUCCAGAAAACAGUCUCCUGGCAUCCAUAACUACCGAUGGUAAAAUUAGUUUGACAACACCAAGCAAUGGUAAGGUAGUGGACCAAUUGGAGACAGAGACAGAUUUAGAAACCAUAGCAUUUUGUCCUGACCCUCAGCUAGGAUACUUUGCUUUAGGUACAUUGAAUGGGUCCGUAACGAUAUGGGAUACGAGCAGGAAAAUGAUUCGCCAUCACUGUUCCAAAUCCGAUGACAGGAAUUCCCCCGGCGUAACCAAGAUUAUCUGGGUGAAGGACCAAAUACUCGCUGGUUGUUUGGAUGGUUCCGUACGUAUUUACGAUGGCAAAUCUGGGGAACGGAAGGUCGUUUUAACUGGUCACUGGUCACAAGUGUUAGAUUUAUGCUACAACGCCGAAGAGAACAUUAUACUAACAACGUCGAAUGAGGGUUCUGCUAGAAUAUUUAAGUAUUCUUAAUUCUAGAUUGAUUUAAUUAAAUAUAUACCUCACGGACAUCGACAUUUCGGUUUUAUUUAUCCUAGUUUGUUUGUAUUAUGAGGUAGGAACAUUUAAUUGUUAAGACUGAUCUACGUCUACCACAACAAGUUAUCAAGUUAUUAUGAACACAAUAAUAUACCUCAGAAUACGGUGACUGACUUGCAUAGUGAUUAAAUUGUCCAUACAAAUGCUGUGUAUAAAUAAUAUUUUAAAUUACGACGUUAACUGUACUGAAUGUAUAAAAUAUAUAUUUAUAAGUUUGA